UGCUAUUUGCAGUUUGCCGUAGCCAGGCACUGGACUGAGCUCGAGGAAAAAAGCUGCACAUGCUGCUCUUUACUUUUCCUCUGUGAUGGAAACGAUCUCAAAUGGACUGAAAUCUGGAUGGCAAAAGGAGGAGUCUAACUCUUGUCUGUGGCUUUUCUCUCUCCAUGCAAAACACAAGAGAUUCAUGUGAGAGGGCAGAGGAUGGAGGAAGGUUUAAAGAAUAGCACAUGGACAAUGAAAAUAUUAUGUGUGAGGUUGUUUGGAAUCAUUCUGUUGCUUGCAACUGAUCUGAGCUGGCUGAGCUUGAAAGAGCAGGCUGUGGCCAGUGCCCAGAAUAAUGAGAGAAGGGUGCUGGCGCAUAUCCCAGGGGACAUUAUCAUUGGAGCUCUGUUCUCUGUCCACCACCAACCACCUGCAGACAAGGUGCAUGAGCGAAAGUGCGGUGCAGUGCGUGAGCAGUAUGGGAUCCAGAGAGUGGAGGCCAUGAUGCACACUCUGGACAGGAUUAAUGCAGACCCCAAUAUUCUUCCCAAUAUUUCUUUGGGCUGUGAGAUAAGGGACUCGUGCUGGCAUUCAGCGGUGGCUCUGGAGCAGAGCAUUGAGUUUAUCCGGGACACACUAGUGUCCAGCGAUGAGGAGGAGAGCCAGGCCAGAUGCACAGCAGAAGCAGGGAACAUACUCCUGCAGGGAAAGAAGCCCAUCGUGGGACUCAUCGGACCAGGAUCCAGCUCCGUGGCUAUUCAAGUGCAGAAUCUUCUGCAGCUCUUCAAUAUCCCACAGAUUGCAUACUCAGCCACUAGCAUGGAUCUCAGUGACAAGAGUCUAUAUAAAUACUUUAUGAGAGUGGUGCCAUCAGAUAUGCAACAAGCCAGAGCCAUGGUGGACAUUGUCAAGCGGUAUAGCUGGAGCUAUGUGUCUGCAAUACACACAGAGGGUAACUAUGGUGAGAGCGGUAUGGAGGCAUUCAAAGACAUGGCAGCAAAAGAGGGGAUCUGCAUUGCCCACUCUGACAAAAUAUACAGUAAUGCAGGGGAACAGAACUUUGACAAACUACUCCAAAAACUCAUGGCCCAUCUACCCAAAGCCAGAGUGGUGGCCUGCUUCUGCGAGGGCAUGACAGUCCGAGGCAUUCUGAUGGCCAUGAGACGAAAGCGCCUGGUGGGGGAGCUGCUGCUUGUGGGAAGUGAUGGCUGGGCAGACAGGUAUGAUGUCACUGAUGGCUAUCAAAUGGAGGCUGCCGGUGGGAUCACCAUCAAGCUAAAAUCAGCACAUGUGAACUGGUUUGAUGAUUAUUACCUGAACUUGAAGCCUGAUUCCAAUCUGAGGAACCCCUGGUUUCCUGAAUUCUGGCAGCACCGUUUCCAGUGUCGACUGAGAGGGCACCCACAGGAGAGCCCAAAGUACAACCGCACUUGCAGCUGGAGAGAAUCUCUACGACACCAGUAUGCCCAAGAUACAAAAAUGGGUUUUGUUAUAAAUGCCAUUUACUCAAUGGCUUAUGGUCUGCAUGCCAUGCAGCAAACUCUCUGUCCAGGAUAUAAAGGUUUGUGUGAAAACAUGCGGCCCAUAGAUGGCCGUAAGCUGCUGGAUUACUUAAUGAGAACCAACUUUACUGGUGUGUCUGGAGAGAUCAUCCACUUUGACCAGAAUGGAGACUCCCCGGGCAGGUAUGAAAUCAUGAACUUCAAGCAGAUUGGAGUGGGUCAGUACGCUUACAUCCAUGUGGGAAGUUGGGAUCAGGGUGGUCUGAAGAUGAAUGAUGAGGAAAUAUGGAGCAACAGCAGUGAAAUCAUCCAAUCAGUCUGCUCUGAGCCCUGCCAAAAGGCUCAGAUCAAGGUGAUCCGUAAAGGAGAAGUCAGCUGCUGUUGGACUUGUACUCCCUGCAAGGAGAACGAAUUCGUCUUUGAUGAGUACACUUGUCGAGCCUGUACCCUGGGCUCCUGGCCUACAGACGACCUUACUGGUUGUGCACCAAUUCCGGUCCAGUAUGUGCGAUGGGGAGAUCCAGAGCCAAUCGCAGCUGUAGUCUUCGCCUGUCUGGGACUCAUGGCUACACUAUUUGUUACUUCUGUCUUCAUUAAGUUUUGGGACACUCCUGUGGUGAAGUCAUCUAGUCGGGAGCUUUGCUACAUCAUUCUUGCCGGAAUAUGUCUGGGUUACCUGUGCACCUUUAGCCUAAUUGCCAAGCCACACAUUGUCUACUGCUACCUACAGCGGUUGGGGAUUGGCCUGUCCCCUGCCAUGAGCUACUCAGCCUUAGUUACCAAGACCAACCGCAUUGCACGCAUCCUGGCAGGGAGCAAGAAGAAGAUCUGCACCAAGAAACCACGUUUUAUGUCCGCCUGCGCACAAUUGGUCAUUGCCUUCCUACUCAUACUGCUCCAACUGGGGAUUAUUGUGGCACUUCUUAUCAUCGAGCCACCAGAGGUGAUCUAUGAUUACCCCAGCAUCCGUGAGGUACAUUUGAUCUGCAAUUUGACCACUUUGGGAGUGGUGGCGCCACUGGGCUACAACGGCCUGCUUAUACUCAGCUGCACCUUUUAUGCCUUUAAGACUCGCAACGUGCCAGCUAAUUUCAACGAGGCCAAGUAUAUUGCCUUCACCAUGUACACCACUUGUAUUAUCUGGCUGGCCUUUGUGCCCAUUUACUUUGGCUCUAAUUACAAGAUCAUAACUAUGUGCUUUAGCGUGAGCCUCAGUGCCACGGUGGCUCUCUGCUGCAUGUUUGUCCCUAAAGUGUACAUCAUGCUUGCCAAGCCUGAGAAGAAUGUACGCAGCGCGUUCACCACUUCCACCGUUGUGCGCAUGCAUGUGGGUGAUGCCAAGAAAGCUGCCAAGGCUGGCAAGUCAUCCAGCAGCAUGGCCAACCUGUUUCGACGUGGUGGAUCAACACAGGACAACAUAAGUUCCAAUGGAAAAUCUUGGGGACAGGCUGAACGGAGCUCCAGACCAAACUUGUGGAAGAGGAUGUCGUUCCACGUUAAGAAAAAAGACCCAGUCGAGGUGAAUCAGACUGCCAUCAUCAAGCCAUUUUCUAAAGAAGGAGACACAACUGGGGAAAACAGUGUAACGGAGCAGUACGAAGGACCACAGCUGUCUCAAUCUUUUACCUGCUCGCCCUCUCAGUCACCUCUGCCCACCAUUAGUCCACAUGCAGCUAUAGGAAGAGGUCACCAUUCUGACGAGAGAGGUGAUGAGAUGAAGGUUUUACCACCCUAUGCACCCGAGUUCUCUUCUGGGGUCAGGCGGAGAGGUGGGGACAACGGCCAGAUUGCUGCGAUUCUAGAUGGUGGGGACAUCAGUAUCAUCAGCGUGGGUGAAAUUGGCCAAACUCAGGGUACCACCAUCAUGGACCAGAUCAGCUGCGUUGUCAAUCGUUUCACCGCCAACAUCAGUGAGCUGAACACCAUGAUGCUGCCAGGAGGACCCACUCUCCCGCCUUCCACCACAGCGCCGCCCGUUGCCUCAGAUAACUCCCCAUGUCCAUCCCAGUACUUCAAUAAACAGACACCUUCUACUGUCACCACAUACGCCGAAGUGACUGCCGCCUCCAACUGCUGCGACAAUCGACCUAAGAUUUACGAGCAAUUGGCUGGGACUUGCACGGGUGGGAGACGGGCAAAGAAUCAGGAGGAGUUGAUGGCUCUGACACCGCCGUCCCCAUUCAGGGAUUUCUCUCUGAGCUCUGAUGAGAGCUCGCCUCCCUCGCUGUCCCCGGCUUCUGAGGCCGAAUGUGACCAGCUGCUGCUGAGACACUACCAGAGCUCCUCCUCUCUUUAGACCUCCUCUCUCCUAUUUGUGUUUGUUUUUUAUGCAGAGUAUUUGUAACUCUGUAAAGACAGCCAUUUUUGCCAGGACCAAACUUUCAAUGCCUUUCUACAUGUGGAUAUUGUAGAUAAUCAGUUGUUUUUUGUAAAGUUUUCAGAUGGGACUGAAUAUGCUUCAAAUGUCAGUUUGGCUAGGAUGAAGAAAAGAACACUACUUAGACUUAUAUAGGAAAAAAGAUUUUUUUAAGCAAUUCCAGUCAAACAUUUAUAAUUGCUGGUAAUCUACACAAACAUCACUUAUUUGGGAAUUUGAAUCAUUAAUUUGAACCAUUUCUUUGUAGAAGCUGGCAUAUAGUUUUAAUAAGAUAACAUGCAAUUCUGUAAAACUAGAAAUGAGUGGCCAAGUUACAAUUUGUUAUUAUUAUUUUCAUUUACACUGGAUCAAAAUUACGUGCAGAAUAUUUACAUUAGAUUAUGCUUACAUUCCCCAAAUAACAGCAAUAAUGCAUCGAGUUGUUAUUGUGGACUGUGACACUAAUGUUCCAGCAUCUUGCAAUUUACAAUUUUCUUGAAUCUUGAUAGUUCUUCUGUUGUUCCAAGAGAUUCUGACCAGUUUUCUUUCAUUUGAAAAUGGCUGUUUGGAUUAGAUGGCUUUAACUUUGGCCAAAUUUGUGAUUACACAGGAAAAUCAUCAGAAGCAGAUGUCACUACUGGUUUUGUAACAGAUAAAGAGGAUUAGUAAGCUUGUCAAAUAGCUUCAAUGACAUGAAUAAAAGCCAAAAUAAAAGUUACAUUUAUGCCAAUGAUGAAUAUAUCUAAACUUUUGACAGGGACCACACCAUCGAAAAAUUUGAAACUAUAAAUAACACAAAAUGUAUUAAAUAAACUAACAAAAAACCUGAACUGAACUUAGUGAUAAUCUUAAUGUGCUGAUACUCAAGAGCAUUUAAAGACUUUCUACUGCUUUUUUUCUAAACAUGUUUCCAACUCCAAAGAAAACAUGGAUGUUAAGCUGAUGACUAUUUUAUUUAUAAGCUUUUAAAUGACAUCUUUCUUUAUUCAAGUAAUUCUUUUUAAUUGUUUUAUGAAAUUAAUUAAAAUUACAUAUGGAUCUCAAUCUAAAUCAGUGCGUGUUUUAAAUUGUAUUUCAGUUGUAUAUUUUUAGCUAUUUAUGAUCACUGAAAGGAUGCUUUGUUUUUUUAGCUCCUUGAUGAGUUUCUAUAUAAUGAUGUUUUGCUUUUAUUACUGAUGAAACCUCAGAAAAAAAUAAGUUUAAGAUUAGAAAUGGCAUUUUUUUUUACUCACUCACUAAUUCAUUGGCAACCCUUAUAGACAAAAAAAAUUGUGAAUCCUUAAGAAAAAACAUACAAAAACUGCAAAUAUUGCAUUUUGUUGGGCAUUCUCUUCCAUUCAGCAAAUCCUCAUCUUCUGAGUGGAAAGAAGCUAUUUCCACUCAGAAUCCAGGGAAUACAAGCGACUGUCUGAGUGAACACAGUCAUCAGGAAUGUAACCCACAAAGAGCUUAAAGACACCUUGGAUGUUUCUUCUCAAUAUGACUUAGCUGAAUGUAUGUUGAGGUAGGAUUUCUAAGAGGACCAAAACAUUUUUUUAUCUCAGGAUGCAUCUGAAAUAAAUUGUUUCUGACUGCAACUCUUUCCUGCUGGAUUAGUAAAGUUGCUGUUUCCACUUUGCAUGAUCACUCUCUUUAAAUACGUUAACUUUAAGUAUCUUGGAAUUAGAAUUUUAAGGUUCUUAGAUACAGUAGCAAAGUCAUUAUACAAGUAGUGAGCUUGAUUGUUUUAAGGCUUAGUUUUAGCAAGAGGCAAGCAAACAGUGUUGACAAUGUGUUGGAUUUUUCCCGCCUUGCUGUGCCAGACUCCUGUUGUGAAUUGAGUUUUGUUUCUUUAAAAUAGGUCACAGAAUUUACUUUUGUUUGCCUGGUUCUUUCAACUCACUCGGUACUCUGUUUUGUUAUGUUUUGAAUAUUUGAAGUUCUAGAUGAAUGUUUGUAUUCACAGACUCACAGCUUUUUAGCCUGUGAGACAAAACUGAUAUUUAUGUUGCAGCUAUACUUUAUGUGUUUAUCUAUUUCUUUAUUUAAAGUUUGGCUUCUGUCCUUUAUCUCUGUUAAUAUUUAUUCAGUAUUUUUUUUAAACUGAGUUAUAACUAAGUAUAACCCUGGAAAGUUACCAUAUUUGCAUGUACCUUUGUACAUUUUGCAUACUAAAAUGUGAGUUUGUGUUUGUAACUUAUUGAAGAUAGCCUGUAUUUUUUUUUUAAAUAAAUUUCUGACAGACUUUUACUGCAUUAAAGGAAUCCAUUUAAAUUUA
Messenger RNA from Poeciliopsis prolifica (blackstripe livebearer), 6097 nucleotides. RefSeq names its product glutamate receptor, metabotropic 5a (gene grm5a). Gene Ontology annotation, biological process: G protein-coupled glutamate receptor signaling pathway; trans-synaptic signaling by endocannabinoid, modulating synaptic transmission; regulation of synaptic transmission, glutamatergic. Gene Ontology annotation, cellular component: postsynaptic density membrane. Gene Ontology annotation, molecular function: adenylate cyclase inhibiting G protein-coupled glutamate receptor activity; G protein-coupled receptor activity involved in regulation of postsynaptic membrane potential. The transcript has 18 exons. The record is from RefSeq and is a predicted model, not a curated record. NCBI's taxonomy places the organism in Eukaryota, Metazoa, Chordata, Actinopteri, Cyprinodontiformes, Poeciliidae. Bases 202 to 3780 code for a protein of 1192 amino acids.